AUGAUCGACCGAAAGCUACUAUUCGGUCUGAGUCUUGUUCUAUUAUCAACAUGUUAUGAUCUAACACGAUCGUAUUUAAGUUCAACAUCGCUUGAAACCAAUACUAGUGAAUCUACUUCAACAUCAUUUAAUAGUCAGUCUGAACAAUUAUAUGAACAAUCAUCAAGUAUUCCACCACCUAAAAUGAAAAAACAAGGAAUACCAACAAUUAAAUUUCUUUUUUGUCAUAGCUGA
Rotaria sp. Silwood2 is the source of this 234-nucleotide messenger RNA. The record is from the annotation of a GenBank genome assembly. Lineage: Eukaryota; Metazoa; Rotifera; Eurotatoria; Philodinida; Philodinidae.